AUGUCGUCCGCCAGGGGGUUGUCCGCCUGCAAGGAUUGCAGUGGAUUGGUGCAGCCGGUGCCGCUCACUGCGCAGACCCUGCAAUCUGACGUGGAGCGCGGACGCGUCUACGGGGGUCCCGGCGCGGACGGCGGCGCUCUGCACAAGCAGUAUCCUGACCACUUGGGCGGCUACGCCGCCGCGCAGGCCACGCAGGGCGCUCCCACGGUGCUGGAGGGCACGCCGCAGUUUGGCGGCCAAAACUAUGGCAGCGCGCACGCCACGCAGCAGUGGGGCGUCAGGGAGGUGCCGACGCCGCGGCAGUUGGUCGCGCAGCUCGACCAGUGGGUCGUGGGCCAGGCAGCUGCCAAGAAGACGCUGGCCGUCGCUGUGUACAACCACUUCAAGCGGCUGCAGAACAAGCGGCAGCACGCGCCGCGUGCCGCGCCCGCGGGGGCCGGCCCGUCGGGGGCGCCGCCGAGCCUGCUGGAGUCCCCCCUGGGCCGGCUGAGCCUGCUGGACGGCGCCUUCGUGGAGCGCAGCGCCAUCCCCGGCCACCCCCUCACGCACCCCGCCGCGGGCGCGUUCACCGGCAUCGCGGCCGCGGCGGCGGCCGCGGCGCAGCGGCAGCAGCAGCUGCAACAGGAGGCGGCGGCGGGCAAGGGCCAUGCGGGCGCUGGCGGCGGGCCGGCUGGGUCUGCGGGUGGGGGUGGGGGAGCAGCGGCGGCUGAUGAGUUUCAAGAGGUGGAGAAGAGCAACAUGGUCAUGCUGGGUCCAACCGGCUGCGGCAAGACGCUGCUGGCGAAGACCCUGGCGCGGCUGGUGAACGUGCCGUUCGCAAUGGCGGACGCCACGACCCUCACACAGGCGGGCUAUGUGGGGGACGACGUAGAAUCCAUCCUCUAUAAGCUGCUGCAG
Monoraphidium neglectum is the source of this 897-nucleotide messenger RNA. Its product is annotated as ATP-dependent Clp protease ATP-binding subunit ClpX. The annotation marks the transcript as partial. Gene Ontology annotation, biological process: proteolysis; protein catabolic process. Gene Ontology annotation, cellular component: mitochondrial matrix. The record is from RefSeq and is a predicted model, not a curated record. The transcript is spliced from 6 exons. Lineage: Eukaryota; Viridiplantae; Chlorophyta; Chlorophyceae; Sphaeropleales; Selenastraceae. Gene Ontology annotation, molecular function: ATP hydrolysis activity; ATP binding.